This is a messenger RNA of Pocillopora damicornis (cauliflower coral), 5604 nucleotides long. RefSeq names its product DNA-binding protein RFX6. Gene Ontology annotation, molecular function: DNA-binding transcription factor activity, RNA polymerase II-specific; RNA polymerase II cis-regulatory region sequence-specific DNA binding. The record is from RefSeq and is a predicted model, not a curated record. Gene Ontology annotation, biological process: regulation of transcription by RNA polymerase II. NCBI's taxonomy places the organism in Eukaryota, Metazoa, Cnidaria, Anthozoa, Scleractinia, Pocilloporidae.
CUAAUUUGAACGAAUGUGUUCUCUUCACGGUUAGAAUUUAAGCUGAACAUGUCACUCAAUAUUCAAGGAUAGUCACGGAGUGAUUGGAAGGAAAGCUCAGGAUUUGAUUUGGUUUCAUUCACUACGGAUGGAGAUUGUUUCAAAGCUUCGUAAUCACAUUACCGCAAAAUCUUGCUUAAACCUUCCAGGUUCAAUUUCCGUUGUUUCACUCACAUCGGCUGAAACAGUCUUAAAUAAGCAUAAUUUAACUCAGUCAAUUGAAGUGGAUAAACGUACGAGUUAAGAUCAUGAGAAAUUAUUUGGUUUGACUAAAGUAUGUGACAAAAAGUACGUCCUAGGAUAAAUUUUCGUCAGUAAGUGCGCAUGGUAUGAAGUCUUUUUUGAUUGUUUUAGAACAGUUAGAUUUGAAUUGGAAUUUUUCUUUUUGUCCUUGAACUUGCUUCAAACAAAAAUUUCUAAAAAUUCCUGGGGCUCUUUUCUGAAUCAAAUUCUUUAUCGUUCAGUUAAGUCUCGAAAAACAGACAAAAUUUUCAAUUUUUGAAGAUAAGUCAACCUGUGUAAUAAAUUGGAACAAUUUUAAUCAUCUGGAACAAAUCGAAAACGCUUCAGGCGAAACAAUUGUCGACUUCGUCGCAAAGAAAGUUCAUUAUGCUUUUUUCACCAAAAAGCUCACCGGCAAACUUGAUUUACACUUACAUGUCUAUUUUUUAUCGUUUUGAUUAGUACAACUUCUUCUUAUUUCAGUCGAUAUGUUACUGCUUAAUAAUCAGCCAAGUUGUUACUUUGAAAUUGAAUUUGUUUUGUCAUCAUGGGUGUGGUUUUGCAGUCAGCAUUGCUAACCUCCAAAUUCGUACAAUCAUUAAGAUUUCGUCCGUAAUGUACUUGACACUCGCAGUAAAAGUCUUUCCACUGGAAAAAAUGCAUCCAUUAUGAAUAUUCUUCCCAAUAAAGAUGAAAACUGCAUGCAAAGCAAACAAAAAUCUUUGUAUGUGGUAUGGGGCUUUUGUAAUUUUAUGCACGCGAGCGAGUGAUGUUUGAUCCGCGCUAUGGCAUCCGCGGCCGCGUGCGUCAAACGGCGGGAAAAUGACGCGUGUACUUGAGUCGUGUGUCACGUUCGUCCACUCUGCAUUUUUUACCGCACAAUAGAAGGGAUGUGGUAUCGAAAAUUUCCCGUUAUAAACAAGUGGUCGAGGAAAUCUUUUGAUCCAGUAAAAGCCACAAUUGUCUCGUUAAUGACAAACCUUAUCACAAUUAAACUGCAGGAAAGUGCAAAACGGCUUAGGAUGGAUUAAAACGAUAUUAUGAUAAAAUGUUGGAAUCAAGUGGCACUCUAGGCCAUAGAUAUUACAACAAUGACAGAUUUUCUAGCGAAUUGCUUUGUAAGUCUGGCUGUUCUAAUGUCUUCUCGAAACAUUUUCUACAAACGAUAGAAGAAAACGCUCGUUUUAAUUAUACACUUGAAUUAUUUGUUAGCCACAUGGGUACAAUACAAGAAAUCCGUUGCACAAUCGCUUUCUGAGCAAAGCCGAUGGUUACACAAAGGGCAACAUUCAAACGCCAUAACUUUUGUUGACAGUCAGAUCAAACUUAAAGCGUAAAGCUUUUCGAGUUUCUUUGUUUCGGCGGCAGUUGCCAUGGUGACCAAAAAUCCUUUUGUUGAAGGUGGCAAGGGUUCAAUUAGUAGCCGUGCCGUGAUUGGUCGCGACUGGCACGAGAGAAAGAAACAGAGAUAAUUAUUUAAUUAAGAUCCGAAUGCGUGGGUUGAGGCAAUAAAUGACGUAACAACUUCACUCGCUCGCGCCUGCUGAGCAUUAAUAAUUCAUGAAUGAUUUCAGGAACCGUCAAAUGGCAAUAACAAGUCUUUUGUGUUUGACUGCAGACCUCAUUCUAAUUAUGCACCUCAGUUGAUAACUACAGAUGCUUUCGCUCAAAUAAUCCGCCGCAGACAUCUACAUUCACCCUUCUUUUGCAUGAACUAAUGCUCUCUGUGUUUCUAGACAAAGCGAUCUAAAAGUCGGUGGUUCUUCUUUUGCGAGUACCAGGUUCUUCGUUCUGACUCAACGGGAGGUGUAUAGCUGACCGCACGGGUCGUAUUUUACAGUUUACAAAUCGGAGCGAAUACAAAGUCGCGAUGCCCAGCACGAGGAACAGAAGUCGUGUACCUGACCAGUCAAGCAAUAAAAUCGGCGUGAGCGAUUUUGAAAAGAGAGAAUUCGUCUCGCGAGUGAAAAGAUGUAAACUUAAAACGAAAAAAACGCCUAACAACAAGAAAUUACAUGGGCAAUUCGAGGAACAGACCGAAGACACCGAGUUGAUAAUGAAAGAUAGCAAGGCAAGAGUUCCGAAAACGAAGAAAGAACAACUAACGGAAACAUUGCUUUGGCUUGAAGAAAACUAUGUAAUGUGUGAAGGUGUCUGCCUUCCACGCUGUAUUCUGUACGCUCAUUAUCUGGACUUCUGUCGAAGGCAUAGUGUCGAUGCAGCAUGUGCUGCAACGUUUGGAAAGACGAUACGACUGAAGUUUCCUCAACUAACCACAAGAAGGCUGGGAACCCGCGGUCAUUCAAAAUAUCACUACUACGGAAUAGGUAUCAAGGAAUCCUCUGCUUAUUAUCACUCGGUAUACUCAGGCAAAGGUUUAACGAGAUUUUCUGGGUCAAAAGUCAAGAAUGAGGGCUCAUUUUCAGUUCGAAAAUACUCACUCAGCUCCAAAACUGGAACACUGUUACCAGAUUUCCCAAAUCCAAGGCUACUGGAGUUACCGGAGAAAAUAUCAUUAGAAAAGGUUGAAACGUUCGUAGUUAUGUACAAGACUCACUGUCAAUGUAUACUGGACACUGCAAUUAAUGCAAAUUUUGAUGAGAUAAAAAAUUUUCUUCUCCAUUUUUGGCAAGGAAUGCCCGAUCACCUUCUGCCACUGAUGAACACAGAGGUCGUUGCUGAUGUCAUUUGUGUUUGUGACUCAAUUUUAUACAAGGUUCUCAUGGAUGUUUUGGUUCCAUCUACAAUGCAAGACGUGCCAGAAGGUCUCCUCGCUGAUAUCAGGACCUUCGCGAGACAUUUGGAGUCCUGGGUAAUAGCUGCUACAGUUGAGCUACCGGAUUAUCUUAAAAUGGGAAAAAUUCAAGCUGUGAGACGUUUUGUUCAGUCCCUGAGAAGACAGACAUCUUUCCUGCAUCUUGCACAGACCGCACGACCCGUUUUAGCAAAUCAAGAGGUUGUCGAUCACAUGGUUAAAGACGUUGAGAAGCUAGACAAUGGAAACAGUGCAAGACAAACUGUUCACACAAAGACUGAGAAGGAAUGCGAGGAUGGGUUUGAUAAUGAAUUUCUCCAAGAUUUCGUGGAACUGCUGCGGGAACAAGCUCCUUUGGAAUCUUACGUGGAAUGGCUAGAUAGACUGGUCGAGACAAAGAUUAUUAGGCCCUGCGAAGGCACUAGUGACGACUUCAAAAGCCGAGCCCAGGAGUUUCUUUUAAGAUGGUCAUUCUUGGGAGCGAGGCUGAUGCACAAUCUUACGCUGAACGCCUCGACGCACUUCGGUUCAUUUCACCUCAUCAGAAUGCUUCUUGAUGAGUAUAUGCUGCUCGUUAUUGAAACAAAAUUCUACAACGAAACGGAGGAGAAGCUACAAGAAAUGUUGGACAGGCAUCUCAAAAUGGGUGAGGGAGUCGACAAAGAAAAAUCUCCGCUUCGAGUACAAACCGUUGUGACAAAAACAAAGUUCACAGUUCCCGAUAGCGUUGUACUCAACGGAGGCAAACUGCCUCCUAAGAUUGAAGUCGAAGAACCUGAAUACACUUGUCGUCCGUCCAAUCGCAACAAGCGGACGAAGUCACGUGAUCACCUAAAUGGCGUGAAACCAAGGCCCAAGAAACUGUCCUCUCAUCGCCUGAGCGCAUGCUCUAUGAUGAGUGAACCGAUGUCGCCUGCGAUGAAUGGUUUCCCGCCCACACCGCUGGAGUCGACCGCCUUCAUUAUGCCGUCUCCUAAGGAGAAUUACUUUCCUGGUCACAAUGGAAUGCCUCAAGCGCCUGUGCUCACGCCACCUGUGUCACCAGCGGUUUCGACAGGAUUACCCAGAAACGCUCUAGGGAACAGCAACUUCUCACAAGUGACGUACACAGCCUUAGGCGAGAAAAAGCAGCCUUGGGGAUAUGCCAUACACGGCGAUGUAAACCCUUCAUCUGAGGCGAUUGACAGCCUGGUUGCGCAGCACUUCAAUAACUGCGGGCUUGGUGGAUUCGUGGCGCCAAAUCGGUACCAGGCUCCGGCGACUAACGAGAGUUGUUACAUGGCUAAUGGCUAUGAUCACAGUCAACAGUACGUUGAAAAUGGUACUGGUCAUUCAGGUCCCUCGCCAUAUCACGCGAUGAUGAAUCACGCAAACGUACCUUAUCCACAAGUAAUGCAAGGCUACUAUAUGCCAGUCACGCAACACGCAUCACGCAAUCACGUGGAGCACGUGAGCACAAGCGCAGAAGUUCCUUUGAUGGCCUGCAGUAUGGUUUACUCUGAAGCGCCAGGAAUGUUGGAUGAGGGAGUCGGGGUCGGGGAACACACGGACGAAAAUGAGGAAUACAUCAACAUGACAGUCCACAAGCUGUUUAACGGCGACUGUGAGUUGGAAAAGAUGGAUUGUGUUGAUGAACCAGGAAUACUUCCUUCUAUCAAUUCACUUCUUACAGAAGCAGCCAUUUAGAUAUCACAAAGAUAGAAACUGAAAAACUUUUUCCUUCGAAAAAAUGUACAGAAACAAAUCCAGAGGAUAUUUUGCGCGAUCUUCUUAUCACUUACGGCUUGAACAUGGCAAUUUCGAGAGUAAAUUCCAACAAUUUUAUUUGAUGAACUUUUUUCGCGCUGGAAAUUCCCUGAAAAAACUAAUCUUGGUCAUUUUGAAACAGCAUUGUUUUGGAUAAACGGACCCAAGGAGAUCAAUCAAAACUCCUCAACUUUCCCUGUAAUAAUUUUAGAAAAAACGUUCAGCAUAUUUUGGAGAACAGCACGUCAUGAAGUUCUCAUCGGCAACUACAGUUGUCGAGCUCGUUCAGAUUUACUCUUAAUUAUCUAUAACCUGUCAAAAAUUCACUGAUGAUAAAUUAUGAUUCAAACGUAAUAGAGAGUCGUGUUCAGAAUCUCUAAAAUAUUCACCAAAAAUUUGCAAAAUUAUCGGCUUAAUUGUAUUUCAAUCAUUCGUUUAGGUUUCGCUUAUCCCUGUCAUAUAAUUGUUUUUGUUAUCACUACGUAUGCUAACAAGUUAGAUAGGAAAUUAGAUCAUGAUUUUAAAUUUUGAUUUUAGUGGUUAAAUGAUAUAUCACAUAUUUGAAAAUAAGGAUGAAAAUAAUUCUGAGAUGAACGAAUGAAAAUGAUUGAUAAGAAUUAGAAAUUUCAAUGAAACACAUUUUGUAAAAUAGGAAAUAUCAUGAAGCGACAUAUUUUUAUACCGUAGCUUAUUUUUGUGUAUAUUUCAUAUUUUAUAUGGCUGUAUUUUUGUAUUUUAAACACUUGUUCCUACUCCGACUUUAGUUGUAUUACAUGUUCUUUUGUAGACGAAAAGUUCAAGGAAUAUAUUGUUAAUAAAAUUGAGACUUUUAUUUGUUAGAA